Messenger RNA from Clonostachys rhizophaga, 1206 nucleotides. The record is from the annotation of a GenBank genome assembly. Lineage: Eukaryota; Fungi; Ascomycota; Sordariomycetes; Hypocreales; Bionectriaceae.
AUGGCCGACAUUCAGCCAUUCACGAUCUCUUUGCCGGAGAGUUUGCUGGAGCAAACCAAAGCUAAGUUGAAACUGGCUCGGGUCGACGAGGGCAUGGGCUCUGUAGAGUGGAAUGAGCUCGAGAUUGGACACCAGUCUUUCAAAGACGUCGUUGAGUUUUGGCGCGACGAGUAUGACUGGAGGAAGUUCGAGACACACUUGAACAACAACUUCCACCACUUCAGAACACCAAUCAGUGUCAGAGGAUUCGAGCCCCUGGACAUUCAUUUCCUCCACCAUAAAUCGCCACGUCCAGGUGCUAUCCCCUUAAUAUUCGUUCACGGAUGGCCUGGAUCCUUUCUCGAGUCGCUCAAAGUGAUUCCUCUAUUAACUGAACCUUCUUCGGAUCAGCAAGCCUUCCAUGUCGUAGCCCCAUCAAUCCCCGGUUACGGCUUCAGCCAAUACUCCAAGAAGAAAGGAUUCGGUUUGGAACAACAUGCGGCAUGCUUUGCCCAACUUAUGCAGAAGCUCGGCUAUAAUAAAUACGUUUGCCAGGGCGGAGAUUGGGGCUCCUCCAUUGUUCGCUACAUGGCGCUGGAUCACCCUGAAGCUGUCAUCGCGAUACAUAUCAACAUGUUCCUCGCAUUGCCUCCAAACGCUAAAAAGUCACCUGAAAAGUUCGCCAGAUAUCAGAAAAACGAUUACAGCGAGCAGGAAUUGAAAAAUCUUGAUCGGACAAACUGGUUUGCGACUGCAGAACGAGCCUACCAGCGCGUUCAGGAAACCAAAUGUGUAACCUUUGGAUAUGCCUUGCACGAUUCUCCCAUUGGUAUGCUGGCUUGGUUCGUAGGUAAGUUGAAGGCUUGGACUGAUAAUUAUCCAUGGACCAAGGAAGAACUCAUCCACUGGGCCUUCAUACAUUAUCAAGGGAGCCCCAGCGCUGCCAUGCAAAUUUAUGAAGAGUCAGAAUCUGUUCUGAAUGAGAACCGCAACAGCAUGCUCGGGAGAUACAUAUCUCAGCCUGUUGGUGGAUCUCUGUUCCCUAAAGAACUCUGGCUCUAUCCCCGUGAUUGGCUAGAAGAGACAUGUAACAUCCGGUUCUGGAAGCAGCAUCAAAAGGGUGGUCAUUUCAUCGCUUGGGAAAGGCCCGACGCGCUCGUCGCAGAUGUCGCAGAGUUUUAUGGUAAAUCGGGACCAGUCUUUGGUGUUGCAUCUUGCAGUCUGUAG